GUAAGACCAGUAAGACCUUUAGUUGACAACUAAAAAUAUUUUCUUCCAUAGAAAUUGUUAAUGCGCAUAAGGAAGUACAAACAAGAGACGAAACGAAAAUUAUAAUUGAAAUCGCCUAUGUAAUAUUCCAUAUGAAAAUGGCCAUCAUCAUCUCCAAUAACAACAACAUCAAUCUGCUUCUUGCGCGCUACUGAUUCCUUUUCCUUGUUCUCAUAGUCAUGGCCGUUGAUGACAUUUUACACACUUCUCAACACCCUCUUCUUCAUUCCAAUGGAGCUCAUGCCAACAACAACAACAACAAGAAAAACAUCAACUCUGUAUCAUUGGCUAAAUGGGUUCUCAAAUUUACCAUGUGGAUUGUAUUCCUUGCAUGGAUUGCUCUAUUUUUUGUCAUUCCUACAGACUUUGGGAGUGAACUCUAUGCUGACUGGCUUGAUGCAACCAGUGGAAGCCUAUUUGGGUACACAGGGAGUUUGUUGCUGUUAUACAGUGCCCCAAUUAUCAUUAUUGCUUUUCUUGCUGUUCCAUAUCUUCUCAUCUGUGAGGAAGACCAACUACAACUACAACUACAAGAGAAGAAGACUCCAAGAUUCCGAUUGUGGACUUUUCCCGUACUGGUGGAUGGACCACUUGGGGUUGUUUCCGCUGCUGAAUUGAUUGGCAUUAUCCUCUUUAUCGUGUUUGUUAUCUGGGAUGUUUAUGUCUAUACUGCAGUGAUCUUAGGAACGUUACCUGAUUACUUGAUCCCCGUAGAAAAGUGUUGUUUCAUUUUGAAUAAUCUGGGACUUCGCCUUGGUUCUAUCGGAUUAGAUUGCUUCGCUUUUUUGUUUCUUCCGGUUGCAAGGGGAUCAGUUCUUCUCCGCCUUAUAAAUAUCCCUUUCGAGCAAGCUAUAAGAUAUCAUGUGUGGCUUGGACAUCUCACUAUGCUACUGUUUACUCUCCAUGGACUACUCUAUCUAAUUUCAUGGACAAUUGAGGGAAACCUUCUAAAAAAUACGUUGAUGUGGGUAGAUCUCGGUGUUGGUCAUUUUCCAGGUGUUAUAAGUCUGGCAAUCGGUCUACUAAUGUGGAUGACAUCACUUUAUCCAGUGAGAAAGAAGAAGUUUGAGUUGUUCUUCUACACUCAUCAACUAUAUGUAAUCUUCGUUGUCUUUUUAGCUUUGCAUGUUGGGCAUUUCAUUUUCGGUGUAUCUGCUGGAGGAAUAUUUCUUUUCAUUCUAGAUCGUUUUUUGAGAAUCUGCCAAUCACGAAAGACUGUUGAUAUAAUUUCAAUCAAGUGCCUUCCUUGUGGGACUGUGGAAUUGAUGCUUUCAAAACCUCCAAGUAAUACUAGUUCCCCACAAAUUUGUAGUUUCCUUGUUUUUUUUGUUGUUACCAUAGCUGUGACAUUUUUCCUUGACAAUGUAGAUCUACGGUACAAUGCCCUCAGUUUUAUUUUCCUUCAAAUUCGGGAAUUAUCUUGGCUACAGUGGCAUCCUUUCAGUGUUUCAUCUAGUCCUUUAGAUGGUAAAUAUCAUCUAUCUGUUCUCAUAAAGGUUAUUGGGGAAUGGACAGAAAAUCUUAGAGGAAAUAUCUUGAAUAGUUCUGGAGCUGACCUACAUCUCUGGCCUCAAACAAAGAUAACAGCUUCUGUUGAGGGGCCUUAUGGUCAUGAAUUACCAUAUUACUUGAUGUAUGAAAACCUUAUUUUAGUUGCAGGUGGCAUAGGAAUUUCACCAUUUCUGGCUAUCUUGAGUGACAUUCUCCAUCGUACUAGGGAAGGAAAACCUUGUUUGCCUCGAAACAUCUUAAUUGUUUGGGCUGUGAAAAGAUCAAACGAGCUUCCUCUUCUUUCUACCAAUGAUAUGGAAUUAAUUUGUCCAUUUUUCUCAAAUAAACUAAAUCUUGAGAUUCACAUUUUUGUCACUCGAGAAUCACAACCUCCACUGGAAGAAGGUCAAGUACACGAGGCUACAAACUCUUCUCCUCCUAUGUCUAACUGUUGCAGCAUGUCAGUUUUGGUUGGUACAGGAAAUAAUAUAUGGUUUGGACUAUAUAUUAUCUCGUCUACACUAGGCUUUGUUAUCUUACUUUUUUUACUGGAUAUUUUCUACAUAAACCCUUAUGAAAUAUCUUCAUGGUCAUACAAAGGGCUUCUCCUUGUAAUCUGCAUGCUUGCAAGUGUCUUUAUCUUUGGGGGUGUUAUGGUUGGUUUGUGGCAUUUUUGGGAAAGACGAAAUGCAGCAAGGGAGGCAUGCAAAGAUGAUAGGAUAAUACUUGAGAAGAUGCAGCAUAAUGAAAUCGUAGCUCACAAUGAUUCAUGUCAACAAAAACUUGCGAGUUCAAUCAGUACUUAUUACGGUUCAAGACCAGACUUCAAAGAUAUUUUUGGGGAUAUAUCAGAGAAAUGGGGCUGUGUUGAUGUUGGUGUUAUUGUGUGUGGUCCUCCAAGUCUUCAGACAAGCGUUGCUAAAGAAACUAGGUCACAGAAUAUUAGGAGACAACGCCAUCAUCCAAUCUUCCAUUUCAAUAGCCAUAGUUUCGAUGUAUAGGCACCACAUUCAUCAUCUCAUCUUCCUCUUAAGGGGUGUUUGGUUUGCUGUGAUGUGCCCUUGAUGUGAUGCAUAUUAUGAUGAUGUGAGAUUAAGGUUUUUGGUUUAUUUUUUUUUUCUAAUAUUACCAUAAUCUAAAAUUACAAAAUAUAUCACAUCACCUUAAUCUCAUCACAUUCCUAAACAGUGUAAUGUUGUAUUCUUGUAUUGAGAUUGCAUUAAUGUAAUAUUACAGUAUAAUGUAACAUCACGGCGAAUCAAACGCCCCCUAAUAUAAUCAAUUAUAUUAGAAGCUAAAUACUUUCUAUUGAUAUGUAUAAAUAUUAAUAACAGCAUAUACAUACAAUUAUAUGUGUAUAUGCACUUUUAAGCUA
This is a messenger RNA of Quercus robur (English oak), 2905 nucleotides long. Its product is annotated as ferric reduction oxidase 7, chloroplastic-like. Lineage: Eukaryota; Viridiplantae; Streptophyta; Magnoliopsida; Fagales; Fagaceae. The record is from RefSeq and is a predicted model, not a curated record. The transcript has 8 exons. Gene Ontology annotation, molecular function: oxidoreductase activity. The coding region runs from base 219 to 2531 and encodes 770 amino acids. Gene Ontology annotation, cellular component: plasma membrane.